GACGUCAUAGUUUUUUCUUUUGGCCGGAAGUAAAAUUACUGAAAAAUAAACAUUAGUUUUACUGUCUAUAGUUUUCUUGAAUAAUGAAUCUUCUGGUGUUCCUAGUGGUUUCAUUUUCAUUGAUUUGUGGUUUGAAUGGAAUGCGCUUGAAGCGAAACAAAGACCAGCAGAACGAGUGUCCCAAAGGAUUUGAAAAGUUUAAGAAGCACUGUUUCUACCUCAGCAAGGAGAAAUUAUCUUUUAGUGAUGCCAGGAAGACUUGUAAACAGAUGGGUGGUCAUCAAGUCUGGAUCUCCGAUAAAUGGAACACAAAAAAACCGAAGGAGAAAAUUGUUGUCCAAUAUUUGUAUUUAUGUAAUUACAGAGAGAACAUCUAUCACCCUAAUCCUUACGUUUGGUUGCCAAGUGUCAGAAGCGGUAGGCAUAUAAAGUUUAUAUGGAUUGAUUCCGGGAAGUAUGCCACGUGGUUCAUGAACAGGCAUGGAUACCACUUCCCCGCCGAAUUUUCGUAUUCAGACAGACCAGAUCUUUAUAUAUCUGCCUUUGGACAUGUUAUGGGUUGUCAUUAUCGUUGUAAGCCAUUACAAGCGUUUUGUGAAGCAAGCAUGGUAGCUAAGAAUCACACGACUUCGGAGCCAGCUGAAAAUAUAAAGAAUCCCAAACAAACUAAACCGAGAAAAUCGAAUCCAAAAGGCAGGAAAAAUAGUGGUAAAAUAUCUAAGCCGAAAAAAUCGAAUCCAAAAGGCAGAGAAAAGAGUGGUAAAAAGUCUAAACCAAGAAAACAGAAACCACGAGGAAGAAAAAAGAGUGAUAAAAAGUCUAAACCAAGGAAACAGGAACCACGAGGAAGAAAAAAGAGUGGUAAAAAGUCUAAACCAAGAAAACAGAAACCACGAGGAAUUAGAAAGAGUGAUAAAAAGUCUAAACCAAGGAAACAGAAACCACGAGGAAGAAAAAAGAGUGGUAAAAAGUCUAAACCAAGGAAAUCAAAACCACAAAGCAGAAAAAGCAACAGAAAACAGUCCAAGUCAGAGAAAUUGAAAUCAGCUGACGGAAGAAAGAGUAGCAAAAAAACUAAUCAAAGUAUAUCAGAACAAACUAAGGGGAAAAAUGCUACCUCAUAUCCUGUUUCAGAGUGUCCCCAAGGGUUUGAAAAGUUCAAGAAGCACUGUUUCUACCUCAGCAAGGAGAAAUUAUCUUUUAGUGAUGCCAAGAAGACUUGUAAACAGAUGGGUGGUUAUCAAGUCUGGAUCUCCGAUAAAUGGAACACCAAAAAACCGAAGGAGAAAAUUGUUCGCCAAUAUUUAUAUUUAUGUAAUUACAGAGGUAACCUCUAUCACCCUAAUCCUUACGUUUGGUUGCCAAGUGUCAGAAGCGGUAGGCAUAUAAAGUUUAUAUGGAUUGAUUCCGGGAAGGAUGCCACGUGGUUCAUGGACAAGCAUGGAUACCACGUCCCCGCCCAAUUUUCGCAUUCAGACAGACCAGAUCUUUAUAUAUCUGCCUUUGGACAUGUUAUGGGUUGUUAUUAUCGUUGUAAGCCAUUACAAGCGUUUUGUGAAGCAAGCAUGGUAGCCAAGAAUCAUACGAAAGCGAAUUCAACAGACAGAAAAAUGAAACAGAAACGAAAAAUAGAUUCAGGUGAAAAAGAAGAUAACAAUGAUGAUGAUUAUGAUGACUAUAAAUAAGAAAUAGAAGUUUGAUCUCAACAGCAUAUUAACCCGAGAACCAGAAUAGUUAAUCAGUCAUCACUUGUUACAUAUAUGCUUGAUUUUAUUUAAAUUUUUUGAUAUUUGUAAAUCGGUGAAUAUAAAAUGUAUGUAAAUAAG
Messenger RNA from Mercenaria mercenaria, 1826 nucleotides. RefSeq lists its product as uncharacterized. The record is from RefSeq and is a predicted model, not a curated record. NCBI's taxonomy places the organism in Eukaryota, Metazoa, Mollusca, Bivalvia, Venerida, Veneridae. Bases 84 to 1685 code for a protein of 533 amino acids. The transcript is spliced from 4 exons.